Molecule: messenger RNA, 1488 nt
Organism: Entrophospora candida
Lineage: Eukaryota; Fungi; Glomeromycota; Glomeromycetes; Entrophosporales; Entrophosporaceae
Source: the annotation of a GenBank genome assembly
AUGGCAUCAAAAAAUUCGAGGAAUAGUACUUUUCAUGCAAGUUUUCUUGAUGGUUUAAGAGGUUUAGCUGCACUUUCAGUAGUUUAUUCACAUUCACAAAAUCUAUUCAAACAAAAACUUCCUUAUAAUACAUAUAAUAUGAUUGGUUUUGAUGGCGUUCGAUGUUUUUUUGUACUGUCAGCUUUUUUAUUAACAUUUCGUGUAAUGUUAGAAUGGGAAGCAUACCUUGAAAAAAGAAAUAUUUCAAAGGAGAAAAAAGAUGUGGAAGAGAUGGCGAAUAUUAGCGGUAAUGAUAACGAAGAGAGUACUGGAUCAAAUACAUCAAAUACAUCAUUAAAUGAUGAUGACAAGAAUAAUUAUAAUGAGCAAUACCAUGAAACAACUAUAGAACUAGGCACUAAAGCAACAAAAAGUUUAUCAACAAGGGAAAGAAUGUUCUCGAAAUUAUGCGAAGAUAAUAAUUUGAUACCAAUUAAAAUAUGGGCCAAAUUUUUCUUACGCAGGUUUAUGAGAGUAUAUCCACCUUAUGCCAUUCUUUUGAUUUUAGUUACAUAUAAUCAACUUAUUGGCGAAUCAUAUUUUCAAGCUAUAACUCCUGAUAACCUUGUUCCUCAUCUUACCUUAAGUAAAGGCGAAUUCAUUUUUUGGUCAAUACCACCUGAAAUGAUGUUUUACUGUGUUAUUCCAAUAAUUGUAAUAGGAUAUGUAGGACUUGGUGAUAUAGGGAAGAAACUUAUGAAAACCACUAGCUAUAAUGAAAAAAAAGGAGAAUUUAUUGGCCGGUUUAUUGCUUUUUCUAUAAUAGUACUUGCACGUACAAUCAUUGCAUUCAAUCUUUAUGGUAAAAAUCCUUUACUGUUAGAGGGCACAGCUCAUUAUUUUUUAGCUGGAUCAUUAGGAGCUAUAUUAUAUAGAGAAGCUAUUAGAUUAAAUUUAUUACCAAAAACGUCAUUAGUAUAUAAUUAUUUUUACAAAAAGUUACCUACAUUUCACACAAUACUUCGUAAAGUAUUUGAUUUAUCUUGUUAUGUAAUGUUUAUAAUAAUUUUAUGCACAAUGCCAAGAUUAUCAUCAAAAGUAUUGGGCUAUUUAUAUGAUCUUCAUUUGGAAUUGAACGCAGGAGGACUACUUUAUUCAACCUUAAUUCUACUUGGAUUAUUAUCGCGUAAUGAAUCAUUUGUGAAUUUAUUGUCAUUGAACUAUUUUCGCUUUUGUGGUAAAGUUUCAUUUAGUAUCUAUCUUUUGCAUCCAAUAGCUUUCAAUCUGGUAAAUAAUUAUAUUAGUAAUUAUCUUACAUUUAUUGGUAAUGUUGAAACACUCAAGGAUGCAGAUCAAUCAGAUGAAUUUGAAAAAAAUAAUGAUAUUUUUGAUUCGGUGAUGUUAAGUUUUUUGGUUACAAUAGUUUUAUCAUGGUUUUAUUACCACUUGGUUGAAUUACAGUCAAUGAAUUUGGCAAAUUAUAUUGCAAAAAGAUGGUUAAAAUAUUAG